AAAACGAUAGCCAACAGUUUUAAACAUAUUACUUGCAUGCAACAUUAACAGAAAAUGAGAGGUUUGGUUCUUUCUGUUCUUUUCCUGGCAUUAAUUGCCUAUGCUGUAGCUGCUGAAUUCUUUGUGUUCCCGGAAGAUACUACGAGAUACUAUAGAUGUGGGGAACCGUUGAUUACGUCAUGCCCGGAAGGAUUACAUUUUAAUCCGAUUUCUAAAACUUGUGAUAUUCUAGUUGAAAACUUUCCGUACCCGGAAGAUAGUACAAAAUACUACGAAUGUGGGGAUCCGUCGAUUAUGACAUGCCCCGGGGGAAAAUAUUUUAAUCCGGUUCAUAAAUUUUGUGACUGGAUAGAGUAAAUCGUAUACUUGCUAUUAAAAUAAACACAUGCAACUAUUAAUUAUUUUGUUUAUGUUAGAUUUAUGUUAGUAAUUAAUUAAUAAUUGGCAUUUAUACAAAGAGGUUUUCCUGUGUUCAAAAAAGGUUAUUUUAAUAAAUUUCUAUAACUUCAAAA
Molecule: messenger RNA, 512 nt
Organism: Onthophagus taurus
Lineage: Eukaryota; Metazoa; Arthropoda; Insecta; Coleoptera; Scarabaeidae
Source: RefSeq, a predicted model, not a curated record